AUGUCUGUAGCACCUGCGAACCGAGGUCUAGUAGCUUUAUUUAAAAGAGGUUGGAAUGAAAUCCCAGAAAUUAUUGGUAGCUCCUUCAUGGGGCUGAUAGGAAUUGGAAUGACAGGUUAUGGCCUUUAUAUCUACUAUGCAAAGGAUGGUGACAAUAGAAGAUACAAAGACCGUUACACAGUCUACAGACACGACGACCCAAGAGUGGAGAAGAUAAAAGAUUAA
Acanthoscelides obtectus is the source of this 225-nucleotide messenger RNA. The record is from the annotation of a GenBank genome assembly. Lineage: Eukaryota; Metazoa; Arthropoda; Insecta; Coleoptera; Chrysomelidae.